AUGUUUCAAAACAGUGAGAAACUGGUAGUAAAUGUUACAACUUUGAAACGGCUACUAGACAAAUGUAUAAACCAUGAGAAUUUGAUCAAGCAAAUUCAUGCUCAGUCCAUCACAUUGGGUCUCUUAACCCAAUCUCAUCAAUCUUUUGCCUGCAAAUUAUUUAACAUAUAUGCCAAACUGAACAAACCAGUUGCUGCCCAUAAGGUGUUUGAUCAAAUUCCCCAACCAGAUAUUGUCUCCUGGAGUUGUCUUUUGUCUCUGCAUUUGCAAUUACAACAGCCCACUAAAGCGUUUUAUCUGUUCACUAGCUUACUGGUUUCAACUUCUCUAAAACCUGAUUCCCAUUCCAUAGUUGCAGCUCUCUCAGCUUGUGCUCGCUCGCGAGACCUGUGUAAUGGCAAAACGGUGCAUGCUAUGGUCUAUAAAUUUCUUAAUCGACCUGAACCUAUUGUGGGUAAUGCUCUGAUCGAUAUGUAUAGCCGCACGGAGAGAAUCUUGUUGGCUCGACGUGUAUUCGAUAGUAUGCAUGUUAAGGAUAUAGCUACUUGGACUAGUUUGCUCAAUGGGUUUGUAGUUUCUGGGGAAAUCGAGUCUGCUUGGAAGUUGUUUGAGGAAAUGUCCUACAGGAAUGCCAUCUCGUGGACUGUGAUGAUUGUGGGAUGUGUACGUGGUAAAGAACCGGUUUGGGCAUUGGAACUGUUUAAGAGAAUGAGGGAGGAAGGUGAUGAUAGCCCGACCUCAAUUACAAUAGUUGCUGUGUUAUCUGGUUGUGCUGAUAUUGGAGCUCUGGAUUUUGGAAGGUCUAUUCAUGGAUAUGUAAACAAGGUAGCUGGUUCUGCUAUGGAUGUUGGCGUAAAUAAUGCCCUGAUUGAUAUGUAUGCUAAAAGUGGGGAUCUUGAUUUUGCUAUGAUGAUUUUUAGGGGAAUGAUAAAGAAGGAUGCUUUCUCGUGGACUAGUAUGAUUUUAGGAUUGGCACUUCACAGUAGAGGAAGAAAUGCCCUCGAGUUUUUUGAUGAGAUGUUGGAAUCUGGUGUGACUGCAAAUGAGAUAACUUACCUCUCAGUUCUAUCUGCUUGUAGCCAUGCUGGAUUAGUUAACGAGGGCAAAGAAUUAUUCAACCGGCUGAAGAAUGAUGUUAGUUGUGCAACUAAGAUAGAACAUUAUGGAUGUCUGGUGGACCUCCUUGGUCGUGCUGGUCAUUUGGAUGAAGCAGUGCGGUUAAUUCAACAAAUGCCAAUGAAACCAGAUGCUGUCAUAUGGAGAUCACUUCUGAGUGCUUCUGCCAUGAAUAGAAAUUUGGAAUUAGCUGAAAUGGCUGCCGGGAAAGCACUUGAACUAGAACCUCACGAUGACGGGGUGUAUGUACUGCUAUGGAAUUUGUACAACUCUGGUAAUAUGUUGGAACAUGCUUCCAGGACUGUGAAGAUGAUGAGAGAUCAAAGAAUCAAGAAAAAGCCUGGUUGUAGUUGGAUUGAAAUUAACGGAAUUCUUCAUGAAUUUAUGGCCGAACCUUCCAGACAACAUGUCUAUGAUGGUAUUUACAGGGUGUUAGAUACAAUUCUAAAGCAAUCAAAACUUUUUGCUACUCCUGCAGAAUUGUAG
Messenger RNA from Solanum pennellii, 1602 nucleotides. Its product is annotated as pentatricopeptide repeat-containing protein At2g22410, mitochondrial-like. The transcript has a single exon. Gene Ontology annotation, molecular function: protein binding; RNA binding. The record is from RefSeq and is a predicted model, not a curated record. Gene Ontology annotation, biological process: RNA modification. Bases 1 to 1602 code for a protein of 533 amino acids. Lineage: Eukaryota; Viridiplantae; Streptophyta; Magnoliopsida; Solanales; Solanaceae.